Messenger RNA from Micropterus salmoides (largemouth bass), 2231 nucleotides. It is a transcript of the gene ier2a, whose product is annotated as immediate early response 2a. The coding region runs from base 1228 to 1809 and encodes 193 amino acids. The record is from RefSeq and is a predicted model, not a curated record. Lineage: Eukaryota; Metazoa; Chordata; Actinopteri; Centrarchiformes; Centrarchidae. The transcript has a single exon.
CUGACUGUUCCAGAUAAGUAGAACCGUGGCAUGCAUCUGUGGCGUGAGAAAGACUAAACAUAGACCAAGAUAGCCUAUAUCUUUUCACAGAUUAGACCUUUUCUGUUCCGGGUUUUGCUUAUCAAAUCAAUAGCCAAUAUGGUCAAUGUGUAGUCAGUUAAUGAUUGCAAAACACGUCCUUAAACAUUUAGUAUAGCCUGACAUGUUUUUUCAUUAUUUGGAUUAUUUGAAAGUCGGGUCCUUAGCUGACAUGAUGAAGUUCAAUGCUUGAUGGUGUCCCGACAAGCACAACAGGCGUCGUUUGUAUUUUAGCAAAACAACUGACUUGCAUGUGACAGGGCUGAUUCAGUCAGACCCCCCUUUAAAGCUGCACCAAGAGUUUGAAUGUAAAAGCGCACUCUGAACAACAUUUAGGUGGGCUGGGGGUAGUAAUAGCCAAGAUCCGUUGAAAUCAAUUAUUAAUCAUUUUACUACCAGUUACUGCAAUUGCAAUGCCUAAUUUAGCGUUGGCUAUUGAAGAAACAGCCUAACACAUUUGUCACCAAAACCAGAGUCGGGGCAAAUUAGAUGUGUAGCCUUUAUCUAAUGCAAAGUCAGGCGCAUGUUUGGCCUAUAGCUCUGGAAAAAUGCUGUAAGGUUCGGGGGGCUGCAAGUCCAAAGUCCAAACUUCAAAGCUGAAUGCAUGAGGUAACCUGUGUAUGUAAUGUGUGUUGUAGGCCUACAUAGAAACUAUAGGCUAGAAAUGAGUUUUACAGGCAGGUUGAACUUAUUUGCUAAAUGAAACUGGGGAAACAGAUUUCCCCAAAAUGUCAAAAUACUCCCAACUGUUAUGAUUUAUUGCUUGUUGUAGUUGGUUUACCUCACCAUAGGUGCCUGUUGUGCAUUCCUAUGUGUUCUGUUGGCAGAGUUACGCUUUCUUUAUGCUUGUAGUUUGUAUUUCAACAGUGAGACAGUCAUAUCUUCAUAGAGCACAGGGGCAGACUAAAAUAGCCACAGCUGCCUAACCAGUUGUUGCGGGGCUGUUGGAAAUAACAGACCGGGUAUGAGGCCAGUGGGCGGGGCUAUAUCAGAUGACGCUGGAUGAGUGACGUCAACGAGGUGAUAAGUAUUUGUCCUGCACCCCGGUCUGUAUUGUGUCUGUGUGUGAACUCACAGGGAAGAGUCUGAAUCCGCAAACCUUUUCCCGCCGGUUGUUUUUCCAGGACUAGUUUCAAAACAAGCUGUGACAUGGAGGUCAGCGCUGAGGCCAAGAGGAUCAUGGUCGUGGCUUUGGGGAAACUGUACAGCUCCCGCACUCAGCGAGGGGGUCUCCGUCUCCACCGGAGUCUCCUCCUGACACUAGUGAUGAAAUCCGCCCGGGACAUCUACCACGAGGCCCAGGCGACGACAGACAGUGUCCCAUCAGGAUGUGAACAACACUCCACGGCUGAGAUGACCACAGAGUCCACUGGCGCUCAUCAGGAGCCCCAGGGUCCCGCUUCUCCUGCCACCGGAAAGCCUCGGACUUUACCCCAAAAGGAGGUUUUGGUUUCCACCAAAGAGUUGCGCCGCGACGCACUCAAGCGUACCGGUGCAGGAAACAAGGAGAACCUGUGCCCGACUGGCCCGGCACAGCACUCAAGGAAAAGACGGGGGAAAGCGGCCGUCGAGCCGGACUUUCUGCCUUGCAAGAAAGCAAAACUUGAGCAGGUGACCUGCCCUCAACAGCUCAUUGUAAGUUCCGUUUUGAUGGACUAUGUCAUCUGCAGCAGUGAACUGGGAGCGCCCCCAUCCCCCAUCCCUCUACAGAGAGCCAUUGCAGCGUGUUGAGACCCUGUGCAGAUUUAAAGGCAGGAAACUUUUCGACACGGCCUGAGAGCCUGAACGCGCCCUGCAUGCGGGGUCCGUGUAAGGGUUUUUGGAUGCAAACAGGCAGGACAGUGCAGUCCCGAGGCACUCAACCUGGGUAUGUCACAGGACUCACGGGUGCGUAGUAGCCUAGUCCCUGUGACUUCUAGCCUAGUUGUUGGCCAGCUCACUAUCGGGACUGACUUCAGCUGGCGACAGGCAGAACUCAAGGAAGUGGUCGAUCUGGAUGGGGCCUUGAGCUGGUUUUUAUGGACGUUCAUAUGAAGCAGGCUGCAUUCUAAGACUGUGUUAUGGAGAUCACAGUGACAGAAGAUGUGAAAUGUGUAAAACAUUCAAUGACUACAACUACCUCAGUAUUUAUUAAACAUUUUUAUACUACUUAA